AUGGCCAACAACGAUGAAAGGGAUUACCUUAGGCUUCCCUCAUUCUUCAAAAGGUUCUCGGAGGACACAAGCAUGGAUGAGUUGCGACUUCCACCCGAGUUUGUUGCGGUCCAUGGACAGGAGCUCCCUUUUGACUGCCGCCUUGUGAUGGCUAGGGGCAGGCAAUGGCCCGUACACCUCCUUCGGAUCGCUAGUGGCUGCCACUUCCAUGUUGGAUGGGCGCAAUUCCGUAUCCACAACAGGAUUGUCCAUGAGGACUUGCUCACAUUCACGUUGGUGGACGUGGGGGUUUUCCAAGUCAAAAGAUACAAGGGGGCUGUAGAUGACGAGGUUUCGGACAACAGUUACACUGAGGAUGUGGAUACCUCAGACGAAUACGAGCCGUCGGAGACUGAGGCUGAUUCUUCGGAUGAUGACGACUAUGCGUCCGACGCAGGAGUGUUAGAAGACGACGGUUGCCCAACUUUCACCGUGACUCUGUCGCGUGCCAACAUAAGCCGCACACUGGAGAUCCCCUAUGCAUUUUGGCAACGCCAUAUUCGUAUGGCGGCCCUUUUUGACCCCGUGUACUUCAAUGUGGACGGAGAAACAUGGUUGGUCAAUCUUGCUCAUAGCGCCACGAAAAUUUGGGUGAAGCGAGGGUGGCGUCAUUUCAAGGAGGCCAACCGACUGGCCGUCGGUCAUCGUUGUCAUUUCAAGCUCAUUGACCGUAAUGAAAUCAUCUUCUACGUGUGGUUCGAUCGUGCUUAA
Salvia splendens (bonfire salvia) is the source of this 750-nucleotide messenger RNA. RefSeq names its product B3 domain-containing protein Os03g0212300. Bases 1 to 750 code for a protein of 249 amino acids. Lineage: Eukaryota; Viridiplantae; Streptophyta; Magnoliopsida; Lamiales; Lamiaceae. The transcript is spliced from 3 exons. The record is from RefSeq and is a predicted model, not a curated record. Gene Ontology annotation, molecular function: DNA binding.